GGGUCGACAACCUUGUCACUUCGCUUGGCUGGUUUGCCAGCAAAAACCAGCCAAGCGUCGCCGCUUGCCAACUUGUCACACAGAGAACACCGCAGCGAUUAGGCAUCACAAUGCCUGCCAUCAUCAAGAAUCUCCUCCGCGCCCGAUCCGAUGCCGCAUUGCUUGGCCCGCUCGCGGCGCGGUCGGUUCUCCUGGGCCGAGACCAGGCGGAGCCGCCGCGAGACCCGGCAGCCGGCACGAUCCAUCCGCAGGACAUCAACAACAAUGCUGUCUUCGCCAUUUUCGGCCUGAUUGGCGCCGGUUUUGUCAUAGUGGGCAUCUGGUUCUUUUUCUGGGCGAAGAACGGAGGCUUCUACUUCAAAAAGGGCGACUGGGAGGACUACAAGUCGACCGUUCUCCGGCGCAAGGGACCCAACGGCACCGUCUACUCGAAUGCGACACCCAGCACCGUCCUUGGCGGCGGCAGCGUCUACAAAGACGUGGAAGACGGAACUACCACCACCGGCGAUGACCUGACCACCGUCGUCAGUGCGACGACGGGCAUUACAGGCAUCACCGGCGGCGUGUCCGAUAUCUCUGGUCGCGAGAAGCGGCGCAGGAAGCGAGAACAGAAGGAGCGCGAAAAGGAGCGCCGCCGCGAGGAGAAGGCACGUGAGAAGGAACAGCGCAAGAAGUCCCGCCGUAAGGUCGACGCCGACGGCAUCGUCGUCGACGAGGAGGCGGAGGCCAAAGCCAAGGAGCAACUGCGCAGCUACCGCCAUGAGAAGCCAGCCCGCGUGGGCGGCAUGAACCGCGAGGCCGAGGGCUCCAGCUGGGACGGUUCCACCAACCCGACCUGGUCGACCGCGAGUCCCAGCCAAGCCGGCGCCGCCCCUUCCACCGUCGACACCGGCAGCGACGUCACGUCGGAUCUCAUCAGCAACCGCCAGAGCACGCCUACCAACACGCCGACCAAAAAGGACGGCAAGGAGCGCACGGGAGGCGGCAUCCGUAAGGUCUAUUCCACCGCCGACAAGAACGCGAUGCGCGAGAACGAGCGCAUCCGGGCCGAGGCGCGCCGCCUGCAAGAGAAGGGCCGCGCGGCGGCGGCGGCGGCGUCGUCAUCCGCCCUCGCCCCCAUCCGUCGCGACUUCAGUUUCAUCCGCGGUGCCGACGACACCAUGGCGCUGCGCCGCAUCGACGAGGUGCCUACCGAGAGCGUCGUCAGCGGGGCCACCAACACCACCACCGACGACGCGGCGGAGAAGCAACGCGCGCGCUCGCGCUCGCGACACCGGAGCGCCGCCCCGAGCGACUCGAGGGUGCCUGGCAGCUGGGCCGAGAGCGAGGCCGGCGGCAGCGACCUCGGCACCAAGGUGUACCGGCACUCGCACCACAUCCCGACGGCGGCGAGCUCGGUGACGGGCACGUCGGUGACCGACUUCGCGUACGCGGAGGAGAAGCGGAAGAAGAGGGGCGGCGCGGGCGCGAGGAGGCACAGGGAUCGGGGCGGGGAGGAGGAGCGUGCCGCGUGAGAGGUUUGAGUCUCUAGAGACUCACGAGGGGGAGAAGCAAAGCAAGGGCUUUUCCGUAGGCAGGCGUUUGUGGCGACCGCCAAUGGGCAUGUUGUAUGGAUGAUGGGGCAUGGAAUGAUGGCGGUCAUGGUCUUCACGUAGAGCACGGCGGACAGCUGGUUGGACGAAUGUGUUUACAUCAUGUACGGAACUACGAAACUACGAAUCAUAUAUGCUUAUUCCCCUUGCGCAACUUUCCAACCCGUUGUCGGCGCCGGC
Messenger RNA from Thermothielavioides terrestris NRRL 8126, 1772 nucleotides. RefSeq lists its product as uncharacterized. The record is from RefSeq and is a predicted model, not a curated record. The coding region runs from base 111 to 1514 and encodes 467 amino acids. Lineage: Eukaryota; Fungi; Ascomycota; Sordariomycetes; Sordariales; Chaetomiaceae. The transcript has a single exon.